AUGAGUGCGGUCAACGGCCAGUUCGGCCAGCCUCCGCCGGCCGCAAGUGCGUGGCAGGAAUAUCGCAGUGCUGAUGGACGCGUCUAUUACUACAAUGCGAUGACCAAGGUCACGCAGUGGACGAAGCCGGAGGACAUGAUGAGUCCGGGAGAGCGCGCUCUCCUGAAUCAGCCAUGGAAGGAAUACACGGCCGAAGGAGGCAGAAAGUAUUGGUACAACACAGAGACGAAACAGAGCUCGUGGGAGAUGCCAGAGGCCUACAGAAAGGCUCUGGGACCGGCGACGACGCCGACGACGCCAGCAACGCCUGUUUCCAUUCCGACUGGGCCUGCAGCAGGAUAUGGUGGUGGCGACAACAAUCACGACCACGGUCAUGGCCACGGCCACGGCUAUGGACAGCGUGACCUGCGCGACGGCGCAGUGCCCGAGUCACGCCAGCUGGCCUACAGCAGCUUCAGCGAUCAACAGCAGCAGCAGCAGCAACGGGCGGCAGCGCUGGUGCCGACCGGCGGCGAGGCCGAGCCGCAGACAGAGCAGGCGAGCGCAGAGGAGGCCGAAGCAACAUUUGUCAAGGCGCUGCGGCGCAACGGGGUGCAGCCGGAGUGGACGUGGGAGCAGACGCUGCGAGCGAUCGUGCGCGACCCGCAGUACCGGGCGAUCCAAGACCCACGCGACCGCAAGGCAGCCUUUGAGCGGUACUGCCAGGACGUGGUGGCACAGGACAAGGAGCGGGCCCGCGAGAGGCUGAACAAGCUACGUGCCGACUUUGCAACGAUGCUGAAGAGCCACCCCGAGAUCGGGCACUAUACUCACUGGCGGACAGCGCGGCCGAUGAUCGAGGGCGAGACCAUCUUCCGGUCGACGAGCAGCGAGAGCGAGCGGCGGCAGCUGUUUGACGACUAUGUGGCCGACCUACGGCGCAGCCACCGGGAACAGCGGGCGGCGGCACGCAAGACGGCCAUGGACGGACUCGUCGAACUGCUGCCGCAGCUGCACCUGGAGCCCUAUACGCGCUGGGCCGAUGCGCGGCCGCUGAUCGAGGCGGCACCACUGGUGCAGAAGCACCUGCACCCCGGGGACGAGGGCGAGGGCGAGGGCGAGGGCGAGGGCGUUGACAGGUACCCAUCCAUCAGCCAGUAUGACGUCCUGACCGUGUUCCAAAACCACAUCAAGGGGCUCGAGCGCACCUUGAACGACCAGAAGCAGGAGGAGAAGCAGCAGAAGCAGCGGGUCGAGCGCAAGAACCGCGAGGCCUUUGUCGCCCUGCUUGGCGACCUCAGGAGGGACGGCAAGAUCAAGGCCGGCAGCAAGUGGUCCAACAUCUUUCCCCUCCUCGAGACCGACGAGCGCUACCGCGCCAUGGUCGGCCAGAGCGGCUCCUCGCCUCAGGAGCUCUUCUGGGAUCUCGUCGACGAGGAGCAGCGCGCUCUUCGUGGCACGCGCAACGACGUCGAGGAUGUCAUUGAUCUGCAAGAGAAGAAGAAAGAGAAACGGUCGGACGAGGACCGCCAGGCCGAGCGGCAGCAGCGCCGCGCCCUCGACGAGUUCCGCGCGUUCCUGAAGCGAAUGCACCCGGCGCUCACCGCCAGCGAUACAUACGAGAAGGUGAAGCCCCGUCUCCAAAAGGCUGAAGAAUACCAGGCGGUCAGCUCGGAAGAAGCGCGACAGGGCGCCGUCGAGAAGUACCUCCGCCGUCUGCACGACAAGGAGGAAGAGGCCGAUCGGGACCGACAGCGACGGCGCGAUCGGGUCGAGGAACGAGGCAGCACCUCGCACCGCGACCGAGACAGAGGUGAGCGACCGCCCCGCAGUGCAGCUGGAGCCGGAACUGGAGCCGGAGCCGGAGCAGUGCCCCGGACAGGUGGCAGGUCACGGUCACCAGAGACAGACAUGUACGAAGCAGACCGGCGUCGAGCGAUGGCUGAGCGGGAGCGAAACCACCGGAAGCCGAGCGUCUCGGAGGGCGUCAACGACGAUCGCCGAUCGGUCGACUCGCGUGAGUAUCGAGACCGUGAUCGAGACCGGGAUCGGGAGCGGGAGCGAGACCGGGUCCGAGAACGAGAACGGGACCGAGACCGGGAACGAGACCGAGACCGAUUCCGGGACCGAGAUCGUGAACGGGAUCGUGAACGGGAUCGCGAUCGGGAACGAGACCGGGAACGAGACCGGGGAGGACGGGAUCGUAGCGAACGGCCCCGAGACCGAGACCGGGACCGGGAUCGCGAUCAGCGGGACCGCGUGCGUGAUGACGAUGAUCGGCCGCCUCGCAUGUCACGACGGGACGAGAGCCACUACGACCGCGAGCGACGGGACCGCGAAGAAGAGCGGGAGCGCCAGUAUCGUCGGCGCGUGGCUGAACGCAACCCGGACGAGCUCAACUACGGCGACGAGAAGCCGCCGUCGGUGCGUCGUCGCCGCGAGGAAGACGACGCCGACAGGCGCGACUCGCGCGAUUCAAAGACGCGAUUCUCCUCGUGA
This is a messenger RNA of Grosmannia clavigera kw1407, 2478 nucleotides long. RefSeq names its product formin-binding protein. Gene Ontology annotation, molecular function: RNA binding; protein binding. NCBI's taxonomy places the organism in Eukaryota, Fungi, Ascomycota, Sordariomycetes, Ophiostomatales, Ophiostomataceae. The transcript is spliced from 5 exons. Bases 1 to 2478 code for a protein of 825 amino acids. Gene Ontology annotation, biological process: mRNA cis splicing, via spliceosome. Gene Ontology annotation, cellular component: U1 snRNP; U2-type prespliceosome. The record is from RefSeq and is a predicted model, not a curated record.